GCAUGUGGUAACUUACAACGAGGCGGCCAUCUUGCUCUACGAGUCAUGCAGUUUCCUGCGCAUCGAGUACUUCCCUUCCUUCUACUUCCUGCAUGGACGUCACUACGACUCCUACCUGUAUGCCCGCUACCUUCGGGGGAGUCGUCCCCCGUGGCGGUGGAGAGUUCGCA
This is a messenger RNA of Symbiodinium necroappetens, 170 nucleotides long. The record is from the annotation of a GenBank genome assembly. NCBI's taxonomy places the organism in Eukaryota, Dinophyceae, Suessiales, Symbiodiniaceae.